AUGUCUACACAUAACAUCGUAUUUCUCAAGGACACGUGGUGGUCUCUGGAACGAUGCAGUCCGGAGGGCACAAUCCUAGAAGAGCUCCUUGCCGAUGGUGUCGAACAUGUGCCUGGAUUAGUCUGGCAUGGUGUUAUCCCUAGCACACUUCCAGAUCAAGACCCCUGCGUUCUGACGGACGACGACUUCGAAAUCCAAGUCACUAUGUACUGCGACUAUGUCCAAGAACCAUGGGCAUAUUCAAUGAGAGGGAACAGUCUUUUGACGGGCCGCAGGUCUCAUUAUCGGCUUGUGGUCGAUACAGUCGGCUACCCUUUGGAGUCCUUCUCGGGAACCGCGGAGUUACUCCACGCGACAUACAAUGUUUUUCACGCUCUGCGGCAAGCUUUCACCAAAUCGUCGCGUCUGCAUCGCGAUGUCAGUCUCGCGAACAUUAUCCUUGUCCGUGAAGGCGAUGCCGCGGUGCGUCGGGGGGUCCUCAUCGAUUGGGACGCGUCAGCACCGGUCAAUGAGACAGGUCGGUCAGUAGUGCUCGGUGUCGCGGGGACCUACCCAUUCAUAUCUCUAGCUAUGAUUCAAUCUUCCAACGAUCGAGCGCAAACGCUGCUCGACGAUAUCGAAUCUCUUAUCUACGUGGUGAUAUACUGCGCCUAUCUCUGGCUCCCCCACGAUCGCAACAAAGAGGAUCUGGAAUACUGCGUAUACCAAAUGUUUGAUGCCAGGUUUCCCCCCUCUGAGUACAGGCUGAUCCACGGCCGGGGCAAGGCAAUCAAUCUCGAAGAUCAGCGUUACACCAGUGACUUCCACUGGCCUCAGCUCUUCCGCGACUGGUUGAGCACAGUUCUCAACUACCGUGCUCCUCCUUUCCCCCUUAUCGCAGAGUUCGAGGGAAAAUGGGAAGACCCAGAGCAUCUGGACGAGAUCGCACUGAGAACGACCAUCCUCGUGCUCGCUCAAAGAAACCUAUACCGAAGCCAUAUAAAAGCCCCUCUUCUCCCGGCGAUCGCUCUGGUCUACACCCCUCGCCCGCCGCAGAGCCCGGGGCAGCUAUUGGAUUAA
Messenger RNA from Epithele typhae, 1059 nucleotides. RefSeq lists its product as uncharacterized. The coding region runs from base 1 to 1059 and encodes 352 amino acids. The transcript is spliced from 5 exons. The record is from RefSeq and is a predicted model, not a curated record. NCBI's taxonomy places the organism in Eukaryota, Fungi, Basidiomycota, Agaricomycetes, Polyporales, Epitheliaceae.